Messenger RNA from Danaus chrysippus (African queen), 2538 nucleotides. The record is from the annotation of a GenBank genome assembly. NCBI's taxonomy places the organism in Eukaryota, Metazoa, Arthropoda, Insecta, Lepidoptera, Nymphalidae.
AUGGCUGAUAGUGACGAUGAGUAUGACCGCAAAAGACGCGAUAAAUUCCGCGGUGAAAGAGGAGCAGCAGAAGGCAGCAGUUAUCGAAACAGCGAUAGACGAGAGGAACGAGGCCGUGGUAGAGAGGAAUGGUCAGAAAGGUCUCGUGGAGGUAGAUCAGGACCUGACUACAGAGAUUACAGAGGUGGAGCAAGUGCAAGUCGUGGGUACUCACCAGUUAGAGGUGAAGGACCUCCUAGUAAACGAAUCAGACCAGACUGGCCCGUUGAUGAUAGAAGAUAUGGUGGUAUGCCUCAUGACUCAUACGGCUCAUAUGGCUGGGCUCAUGACCACUUUGGACCUCAUCCUGCUCAUCAAGGAUAUGGACAACCAAUGCCUCCUGUACCAGCCAGAGAUGCUGUUCUGCCAAUGGGACCAACGGAUGGGCCUCCUUCAAUGAUGUCAUUCAAGGCUUUCCUGGCCGCUCAAGACGAUGCCAUCACCGUUGAUGAUGCUAUACAGAAGUAUAAUGAAUACAAACUUGAAUUUAGGAGGCAGCAAUUAAAUGAAUUUUUUGUAGCACACAAAGAUGAGGAAUGGUUCAAGAUAAAAUACCAUCCAGAGGAAUCAGUGAAACGUAAAGAAGAGCAACUAGCAGCACUCAAAAACCGACUUAAUGUAUUUCUUGAACUCCUGGAACAAGGCGAAUUAGACAAAGUAUCAGUAGAUGUUGACAAAUCGGACAAAUUGAUACGUUUACUUGAUACUGUUGUUAUUAAAUUAGAAGGUGGAACAGAGGAAGAUCUUAAAGCUCUUGACGAACCUAACCCAGCUGAAAAUACAAAUGACAAGCCAGACAAGAAUGACACGAAUAAGGCAAUUGUGAUUGAAGAUGAUACAGUCAAAGAAAUAAAGGAUGAAAAAGACACUGACCAGUCUAAGGAUAAGAUUAAUUCAACUGAGUUGGAAAAGAAGUCAAAAGAUUCUGUAAAAUCCACCGCCAAACUGACGAUGGAGAUUGAUCCUCACCUCCGUCAACUACAAGAACAGGCCAAACUUUUCUCUCGUUACAACAGCGUGGAACAGAGUCUGAACAAGUUGUACCCGAGAAAGAACCUCCCCCGCCAGGUUCUUCAUCGAGCUCAUCAUCAUCGAGUUCUUCGUCAUCAAGUUCGGAAGACGAAGGCGAAUCUGGUACGCGCAGAAAAUCUAAAUCAAAGUCCAAAUCCAAAACUCCUGACAAAUCGCCCAAACAAAAAGAACGGACUGCGUCUCCGAGCGCGGAAAAAGUCAAAGAGUCCCAGAGCUCUUCAUAAAACAACUUCCAUUUUCUUGAGAAAUCUAGCUCCAACAAUCACGAAGGCUGAAGUAGAAGCUAUGUGUAAACGUUACGGGGGUUUCCUUCGCGUGGCGCUCGCAGAUCCUUUGCCUGAAAGACGAUGGUUCCGUAGAGGCUGGGUCACAUUCCGACGAGAGGUCAACAUAAAGGACAUCUGCUGGAACCUAAAUAAUAUAAGGCUUCGUGAGUGUGAGUUGGGUGCGAUAGUAAACCGCGACCUUCAGCGUCGUAUCCGAGCUGUCUCCGGAGUUACUCUGGAGCGAGCGGUGCUGCGGGCUGACGCUAGACUAGCGGCGAGACUCGCUCACCAUCUGGACACUCGGUCUAAACUGUGGGACGGACCCGGCGAAGAUGGACCGCAGACUGAGAACUUCAGCCUGAGCUCCAAAAACCCGGUGCUACAUAAGAUAACGGAACAUCUUAUAGAAGAGGCUUCAACGGAGGAAGAAGAGUUGUUAGGCCUAGAGGCGUCGUCGGAGACCGCUGCGCAGGAACAACCGGAUCCGGAACUCGUUAAAGUGUUGGACCGCCUAGUGUUGUACCUUCGUAUUGUACACUCUGUGGACUAUUACAAUCAUUGUGAAUAUCCAUACGAGGAUGAAAUGCCAAACCGUUGUGGGAUUAUGCACGCGCGCUCCGGACCUCCUCCCAACAAGCCCACUCAGCAGGAGAUUCAAGAUUACAUUAAAACUUUCGAAGGUAAAAUGUCAGCUUUCCUGCAAGAUGUCAAACCGUUGACAGACGAAGAGCUUCAGAAACUAGGAAUUAAGGACUCUGAAGCAGAAGUAGAAAAGUUCAUUCAAGCGAACACUCAAGAGCUGUCCCAAGACAAAUGGUUGUGUCCACUCAGCGGUAAAAAGUUCAAAGGACCUGAUUUCAUUAGAAAACACAUCUUCAAUAAACACGCUGAAAAGGUGGAUGAGGUUCGUCGCGAGGUGUCUUAUUUCAACGCGUACGUUAAAGACGUGAGACGUCCCCAACAACCCGAGCAACCGGCCCGCGCCGCGCCACAACCCGUACACGCGCCGCCCGCACAUCCGUAUAGUGGAGCUGGUGGUGCAGGCGGGGCUCGCGGUUGGGGUUGGGGCGGCUGGGCGCCUCCCGCGCCUUACAUGCCUAGACACCCGCGGUUCUCGAGACCCAGGGAAAACGUGGACAGGUCCCGGCCAAUUAUUGCUUACAACGAUCUCGACUUCCCGGAUAGUGGUGACAUAUUCUAA